AUGUCUUAUCAACGUCCCCCACCCGGUCCCCCACCCGGUGCCCCUCAGCAAUACGGCCCAUACGGGCACCCUCAGCAGCCUCCAUACCCACUCCAACAAGGCUACGGUGCUCCCCCCGGUCCUCCACAGGGCCACUACCAACCCCAACAAGGCCAUUUCGGCCAACCUCCCCCGCAAAAUGCCGGAUACCAUGGCGCGCCAGCCGGCUACCAUGCGCCAGCUCACCAACAAUCAUACGGCGGCCCCCCACAACAGCCCCAAUACGGCCAACCACCACCUCACCACGCCCCCUACGGCCAACCCCCCGGCCCACCAACCCACGGCUACGCGCCUCCAGGCCCACCCCUCGGCAACCCGGGCCUCCCACCACAGGGUCUCCCACCACAGGGCUUCCCACCGCAGGGCUUCCCACCACAGGGCCCAGGCUACGGCGCACCGCCAAUAGGUACGCCCUCAAUGCCAUCCCUCGGCUAUGCACCGAACCAAAUAGCACCAGGAGACUUCCGUGCGGAUGCAGAAGCCCUCCGGAAAGCAAUGAAGGGCUUCGGCACAGACGAAAAGGUCCUGAUAUCCGUAUUGUCCCGCCUUGACCCGCUCCAGGUCGCGGCCGUGCGCUCAGCAUACAUGCAGCACAUCCGCCGCGAUCUGUACAAAGAUGUCAAGUCCGAAGCGGGCGGGUACCUGCGUGACGGUCUGCUGGCCGUGAUCGACGGCCCACUCAUGCAUGACGUCAACUGCGCGAACGAGUCGAUCAAAGGCCUCGGGACGAAAGAGUGGCUUAUGAACGAUGUGUUGCUCGGCAGGUCAAAUGCAGAUCUGUCUGCUAUUCGAACUACAUACGAGCGCACUUUCCACCACUCGCUUAGCAAGGAUGUCGAGGACGAUUUGUCGUUCAAGACUGCUACGCUGUUCAAGAUGGUUCUGCGGGGCUCGCGUCAUGAAGAGUCAACGCCUAUUAUCCCACAGACUAUCGACGCUGAUGUACAUGCUAUUCAUCGCGCGAACGUUGAUGAAGUCUGCAGUAUCUUUGCACGGUCGUCGGAUGGUGAACUUCGCGCGAUUGACCAGGCUUUCCAUGCUCGUCACCACACAGCUCUGGAAAAGCAUAUUGAGCGCCAUUUCUCGGGCCACAUGGAGGAUGCGUUGUUGCAUAUGCUUCGUUCUGCUACGGAUCCUGCUAUGCGUGAUGCUAUCCUCCUUGAGGAAUGCAUGGCUGGAAUGGGGACUAAGGAUGAUAAGCUCGUCAUUCGUGUUGUGCGGACUCAUUGGAACCGGGCGCAUAAAGAUCAGGUUAAGCGUGCUUAUCGACAUCGGUAUGGCAAGGAUCUUAUUGAUCGGGUGCGUGGGGAGACUUCUGGUGAUUAUGGCAAGUUGAUGGUUGCGCUGUUGCAGUGA
This is a messenger RNA of Penicillium taxi, 1395 nucleotides long. RefSeq names its product annexin. Lineage: Eukaryota; Fungi; Ascomycota; Eurotiomycetes; Eurotiales; Aspergillaceae. The coding region runs from base 1 to 1395 and encodes 464 amino acids. Gene Ontology annotation, molecular function: calcium ion binding; calcium-dependent phospholipid binding. The transcript has 2 exons. Gene Ontology annotation, cellular component: cytoplasm. The record is from RefSeq and is a predicted model, not a curated record.